This is a messenger RNA of Mycena indigotica, 1722 nucleotides long. RefSeq names its product putative GTP-binding protein P8A3.11c, mitochondrial. Bases 1 to 1722 code for a protein of 573 amino acids. Gene Ontology annotation, cellular component: mitochondrion. The record is from RefSeq and is a predicted model, not a curated record. The transcript has 4 exons. Gene Ontology annotation, molecular function: GTP binding; GTPase activity. Lineage: Eukaryota; Fungi; Basidiomycota; Agaricomycetes; Agaricales; Mycenaceae.
AUGCCGCGUUUUGGACUACUUCCAACAACACGCCUGCCUUCUCUCCAAAGCAAACAGGCCCUUGCGCGCGCAAUACCUCUGCCCCAUAAGCCAACCGUAAUCCCACCAUCUACCGCUCCACUACCCGACGAAGAUGAAAGCCUCCGCGACAGACUUCGUCGUCGUCGUCGAACAGAGUGGAAGCGCCGCCAACGGGGCCAGACUUUUCUUGACAAUCUCAUAGUUUCCGUCCAUGGAGGCAGCGGAGGUGAUGGCUGCGUUGCCUUCCAUCGCGAAAAAUUUGUGCCCAAUGGGCCGCCUUCUGGGGGAAACGGUGGCCGCGGAGGCGAUGUCUACAUAAUGCCCACUCCUCAUCUGACAACACUUUCUGGGAUCGCAAAGCGGAUACGAGGCCCCACUGGAGGAAACGGCCAGGGUACAUGGCAGAAUGGCAAGAAUGCGGAGCCGCUUGUCAUUCACGUCCCACUGGGCACUGUUGUACGCGAAAUACCUCGCGGAGAUUCCCGACGGUCACCCGACGAGUGGGAGGCCGAGCAAGAGUCGCUUGAAGGACUUGACUCGACUGAACGAGUGCAAAAAAUGCGUGAUAACCGCUGGGUCCAUUACCCCCGUUUCGGCGAAACAAACCUGUCUCGCGAUUCAUUUAAAGACGCCGAACAAGCACUCUAUGCACAAGAAAGGGAAAGACGCUACCUCAGACGUCAGCGUGAAAAAGACUACAAACCACUCGUUCUAUCGAUGCUCCCUUUGGGAGCCCGUCACCGUGAACCACUCGGUUUUUUAAUCGCAUCGGGUGGCACUGGUGGACUCGGGAAUCCUCAUUUCAUGUCGCAGAAUGACCGGAUACCUAGAUUUGCUACUCGGGGUCAUCCCGGAGAACGGAUAACCCUUGCGUUGGAGCUCAAAAUUCUCGCUGAUGUUGGAUUUGUGGGUAUGCCGAAUGCAGGAAAGAGCACUCUUCUUCGUGCGCUCACCGGUGGACGAGCCAAAAGCGAGGUCGCCAGCUACGCCUUCACAACACUCAAUCCCGUUGUCGGCAUCGUCCGUGUCGCAGACGAUGGAACCUUUGAGGGUAGUUUGAAGAGUGAUCAGGUAUAUGACGAGACCAUAGUGGAGGAAAUGCAAGAACAAGAGCGCAUAGAACGCGGUGAACUCGCCCACGCCCUUACUCGCAACCAGUCCGGCCAACAUGGACACCAUUUCGAUGCCGAAGAAACCUUCAGAUUUACAAUCGCAGACAACCCUGGCCUUAUCUCCGACUCGUCUGAAAAUGUUGGCCUUGGUCACUCAUUUCUCCGCUCAAUGGAGCGCUCUCUUGCUUUGGCCUACAUCGUCGAUUUGUCUGGACCGGCGCCGUGGGACGAACUGCUGGUUCUAAGAGCCGAAUUAGAGAAAUAUCAACAUGGAAUGAGCCGCAAAGCUCGCAUUGUCAUUGCGAAUAAAGCUGAUCUACUGGGUGGCGAGGGUGAUGCUGAAGCUAUCGCCCUUGCCAAAUCAAAGUUGCGUCGUCUUGAACUUUUCGUUCAAGAGCACAUGAUUCCAAUUGGCGAGGAUGGUCGUCGACUAGAAGUGGUCCCAGUAUCGGCCAAAUACAGCCAGAAUCUUACGCGGGUAGUCGGUCUAAUGCGUGGGCAUGUUCAAGAGGCUCGGGACCGACUUGGAGAGCGAACUGUCAAGGAACUUGUAGUAGAUGUUGACCAAUCACAACUUAUUACCAACUAG